Coffea eugenioides is the source of this 2649-nucleotide messenger RNA. Its product is annotated as ubiquitin carboxyl-terminal hydrolase MINDY-1. The coding region runs from base 184 to 2352 and encodes 722 amino acids. The transcript has 12 exons. Gene Ontology annotation, molecular function: K48-linked deubiquitinase activity; cysteine-type deubiquitinase activity; cysteine-type carboxypeptidase activity. NCBI's taxonomy places the organism in Eukaryota, Viridiplantae, Streptophyta, Magnoliopsida, Gentianales, Rubiaceae. Gene Ontology annotation, cellular component: cell periphery; cytosol. The record is from RefSeq and is a predicted model, not a curated record. Gene Ontology annotation, biological process: protein K48-linked deubiquitination.
CGCCUGCCGGCCCAGCCACACUUUCCCCCUUUUGUAGUCUCGCCGGUCUCCCUCUCUUAAACCUUUUCCUCACCCCUUCCUUCUUUCGUCUAAAUUUUCUCUCACUAUACAACGUUUCUCCCUCUAGAAAUAUAUUAUAGAUUGUGGGUGUGAAUUGACAAAAUUCAAAAUAAAUUCUGAAAAAUGGCGGAGUCUUCAACCUUGGCAUCGACGGCGGCAGCUGCACCGGAGGAGCAAAAAGGCGGCGAUAAUGAAGAAAUGAUGCAUAAAACUAAAGUCAUUCAAUUCUUGGGCCGAACAACUCCCAUCAUUCUUCAAAACGACAAUGGCCCCUGCCCUCUGCUUGCCAUCUGUAAUGUUCUUCUCUUAAAGAAUAACUUGAGCUUGAGUCCAGAUAUUCCAGAGGUUUCACAGGAGAAAUUGCUUUCGCUUGUUGCUGAGCGAUUAAUCGACUCAAAUUCCAAUAUCAAAGACAAAGAUGCAGGAUACGUUGAAAAUCAGCAACAAAACAUUGCUGAUGCCAUUGAUUUGCUUCCUAGACUAGCAACUGGGAUUGAUGUAAAUAUAAAAUUCAGGAGAAUUGCUGAUUUUGAAUUUACUCGGGAAUGUGCAAUAUUUGAUCUACUGGACAUUCCACUCUACCAUGGUUGGAUAGUUGAUGCCCAGGAUGUUGAUACUGCAAAUGCAAUUGGCUCCAAGUCAUAUAAUACGCUUAUGGGGGAGCUUGUUGCCCUUGAGACGCAAAAUAUGGAGACGCAACAUAAGAAAAAUUCUGAAGAAGAUUGUGUUGAUUUUGCUGCUGCGACAACUGCAACUCUUGGAGUUCCAUCUCCAUGCCUCUCAAGAGGUAGAUCAUUUGAUGAUGCUCCUAUUUCUCUUCCUGAUCACCUCAUAGGAAGAAAAGGAGACAUUGAAGAAGAACAAGAACUGAUGAGAGUCUUGAAAUUGUCAGUGUCAGAAGUGCCUACUUCAUCAGCUGAUGUUCCAUCUGCUAAUAAGCCAAAUUCAUCUAUUGUUACAGAAGCGAGUUCAGAUUUCAAGCAGUCUGGACCAGUUUCUUUAAUUGGAACAUUAGAAGAAAAUGUGUUUGAUGGAAGUAAAAUGUCUUGUCCUGAUGAAGUGACAGUUUCUAGCAAUUUUGAGACCUCAAGCAAUCACGACUUUGACCCAAGAGGUUCUGAAACAGUUUGGCAGGAUGCUGUAUGUUUGCCCUCAAAGACAGAGCCGGAGAGAUCUUGUAUCAAAUCAAUUUCAGGAGAAUCUGAAUAUAAUACUGUGGUUAAAGUUGUUGAAGAUUGUGGUAGUAAUACCUUGGUCAAUAUUGGAAGUGAAGCUAAUCAAUCUUCUUCAAGGGAUGCUUCUUCUGCCGCUGGAACUAAUGUACAUAAACCUGGAAAAGAUGAAGACAAUCAGACCUUGUCAUGUUCCAUUUAUGAAGUUGAUGAAGUAGAAAAUGAGCGAAAUGGUCGUGAAACUUUUGAUCCCUUCAGUUCAUUGACUCAUGCUCCCUGUACUGAUUCAUUAAAUGACAGAACAGAUAAUGUAGAUGAACAUCAAGUUUUUAUUUCCAAUGUUGAUACCAGUGAACCUAUUUACGAAGGUGAGGAGAGCAUAUUGGAGUCAACAGAUACAACCCAUCAAAACCGAGAACCUAUGUACGAGGGUGAGGUGGUCCUUGCAGAACAAGGAGACAGAAGUUCUAUAGAAGUUUGUGAUGCAAAGAAAGAUCAAAUUACUACUAAAGAAGGGGAACUGAUUCAGAAUUUUUUGAAGAACAGUGCUAGUCAGUUGACUAUAUAUGGCCUGUUUUGCUUGCAAGAGGGAUUAAAAGAACGUGAGCUUUGUGUUUUCUUCCGGAAUAAUCAUUUCAAUACCAUGUUCAAGUUUGAAGGGGAAUUAUAUAUUUUGGCUACAGACCAAGGUUACAUCAAUCAGCCUGAUUUGGUUUGGGAAAAGCUGAAUGAGGUAAAUGGGGACACAGUGUACAUGACUGGUAACUUCAAGGAGUUCAAGGUGGAGAAUCAUGGCAACAACUCAUGGGAUGAACAGAAUGCUAUGGCCAGUACUGCUGACUACCUAGCAAGCAUGGACAAUUCCAUGCAGGCAGAUUCAAGUUUCAAUUCCGAUUUGCAACUGGCAAUUGCCCUCCAGCAACAGGAAUUUGAGCAACAGACAUCACAGCGGCAAAAUAAUUCACAACCACCCUCUGUGGGUGGUGGUAGGUUGGUUACUGGACCUCAGGUUCCAAGGAACAGUGGGAAGUAUGCAUCUCAAUCUCAAUCUCAAUCUCAAUCUCAAUCUUCCAGGCAGCAGGAGACAAAGUCAUCCAAAGACAAGUGUGUUGUGAUGUGAAAAUUUGCUAACCGCAGACGACAAGACACUCGUAAAUAUUUUGUUUUGUAAAUACUAUAAAAACAUGUAUUGUCCUUUCAGGUCUAGCUUCUCUCUGUGUCUCUCUCUCUCUCUCUCUCUCUCUCUCCCUUUGUAAGUAAAGUACAUGACACCACAUUUUUGGUCUCGGCAAACAGAAAAUUAUUUUUUCUUUUUCUUUUUCUUUUUUUGGGGGGUGGGACCUAAGCAGAACUUCUGUAGAAUCCUAUUGGCAGAUUUACUUUAGAUUGAGAUUUAGUUAGUUUCAUCUGUUACGUA